Molecule: messenger RNA, 1782 nt
Organism: Durio zibethinus
Lineage: Eukaryota; Viridiplantae; Streptophyta; Magnoliopsida; Malvales; Malvaceae
Source: RefSeq, a predicted model, not a curated record
ACUUGCGGCAUCUGAUGCAGUAGAAGGAAACAAUUGUUAACCAUUGAGUCUUAACCAGAAGGCUUGCAAAUCCAACAAACUCACAUCAUACUGAGCUUAAAUUUUCUUUUUCCUAUUUGUAUAGUCAUCAAGGCUGGGAUUUUUUUUUUUGGUAGCCCCAUAUGGGAUCCUUGCUGGCAUAUGAUUAAAGCCUAAAGUUUCAAUCUUGGUAAGUUCUGUCCAUCUUUCUCCAGAUACAACAAUGGACUGGAUUUUCCAUGAAAUAAAGCAAAGAAACUUGCUUUCUCCAUCAGAGCAGCCAUAUUACCUCCCUCAAUCACCACCAUUACUGCCUCCACCACAAAAUUUGCAAUCUGAUAGUCUCAAUUUGGAUAACAAGGUUAGUCCCAGUAUAUUACUCAUUAUUAUAAUCCUAGCUAUCGUUUUCUUUGUUUCUGGUUUGCUUCACCUUUUAGUUAGAUUUCUUUUGAGACCUCCCAACAGGGAGCCAGAAGAUAUAGACAAUGUGACUGCUCUUCAGGGGCAGUUGCAACAGCUAUUCCAUCUCCAUGAUGCUGGUGUUGACCAAUCUUUUAUAGACACUCUCCCUGUUUUUCACUACAAAGCCAUCAUAGGAGUAAAGAACCCAUUUGAUUGUGCUGUUUGCUUGUGUGAAUUUGAGCCUGAGGACAAGCUUAGAUUGCUACCAAAAUGCAGCCAUGCCUUCCAUAUGGAGUGUAUUGACACUUGGCUUUUGUCUCAUUCCACAUGCCCUUUGUGUAGAGGGAGCUUACUCCCUGAUUUCUCUCCAAAUAAUGGAUGUUCACCUAUUGUUCUUGUUCUUGAGUCUGGGAGUGAGAGCUCAAGAGAGAUUGUCACAGAUAGAGAAAGUAUUCUAGGCAGAACCAGCUCAGUCCUGAGAUCAAACUCCCAUCUGGGUCACAGUGCAGACAAUGAAUUGGGGUCAUCCCAGCGUAAAUCAAGUGAAAUCCCGGAAAAAGAUGAAGUCAACCCAACAGUAGUGGUGGAUUCUGGGGAAAAAGUUGUGUCUGUUAGGCUAGGAAAGUUUAGGAAUGUUGAUGGUGGUGAAAGUAGCAGUAACAAUAAUGUGGACGCUAGGAGGUGUUUCUCUAUGGGGUCCUUUGAGUAUGUAAUGGAUGAGAAUUCUUUCUUGCAAGUGCCAAUAAGAACCCCUAUGAAGAAACCAUCAAGCAAGAAGACUUCUUUACCAUUGACGGCUGGUCACCGCCUAGCAAUGUCUGAAUGUGAUUGUGAAUCAAGAAGAGGGUUCAAUGGUUUUCAAAGCAUGAGAAACUUUGAAACCAAUGGGAGUUCUGGUACUAAUGAAAACAAUGGCAAGGCCAUUGGAAAGAGCAAGAAAGAAAGCUUCUCAAUAUCGAAAAUUUGGCUUCGGGAAAAGAGGGCCAAUCAGAAUUUUACAGAGGAUUCAUCAAGGAGAGCCUUCUCAUUUCGAUUUCCAGUGCAUCAGAAUGUUUCUACUACUACUGCUGCUGAUGAUGUUUUUAAGGUGAAAAAUGGUAUUGGUGGUGCCAGGGAUACCAUUUCUGAGAUAGACUCUGGCAGGUGGGCAAAUGGAGGGAGUGAAUUUGGCUGUGAUGAAGAAAACCAGAGCUGCUAUAGCUUAGAUUCACAAGCUAAAACACCAUCUUUUGCAAGGAGGACUCUGCUAUGGCUAGCCGGGAGACAAAACAAGGUUGUUCACUCAUCCUUUACACCAAAGGUCUAGUUUAUUUUUAAUUUCCUUUUUCCUCUGGAUUCUUUUCCUAGAAAAGUUCUCUUUGA